AUGACAGAACUGAUCCAGUCUAUUAAAAACCUCAUGGAAUGUGAAGAAGAUGGACUUGAAAUCCUUGGCAGAGUGACAGGGGAUGGGGCCGGCGCGGGGGAGGAGGUGGUGCAGAUCCGGCUGGGGGACAAGUGCUACCCGGUGUGCAAGAGGAAGCUCAUCGAGCAAAGCGACUACUUCCGCGCCCUGUACCGCUCGGGCAUGCGGGAGGCAGGGCAAGGCCAGGAGGAGCAGCUGCUGCGUGGGGGGCUGAGCGCUCUGGGGCUGGAGCUGGUGCUGGACUUCAUCAACACCUCCUGCCUGGCCAGGCUGGAGCAGGAGGAGGGGGGUGAUGAGGAGCCCCCUUUGCUGGAGGAGCUGGUGGAGGCCGCUUCCUACCUGCAGGUCACUCCCUUGCUCCGCCUGCUCCUCUCCCAGGUGAGGCUGGGCAAUUGCUUGGAGCUGCACCGCCUGGCUCAGGUCUACGGUCUCCAGGACUUGCACGAUGCCUGUCUAGACUUCAUGGCUGCCCAUUACCAUCAGGUGCUGCGGAGGCCUGAUGCUCGGCCACAUCUCCUUCUGCCCCAUGCUCUCCAGCAACACUUGAGGGAGAGGCGGAUGAAGGGCACUGCUACCCUUGUGGCCAUCGGGGACUUCAUGGGCGCCUCCUCCCUGGGCCUGCCUCCGGGCUGUCACCCUCAGGUGGAAGCUCCCUGGUCAAUGCUGAGGUACGAUGAGGAAGCCCAGAGGUGGCUGCCCCUAGCCAACAAUAUGCCCCCUGAUCUGGUGAACGUCCGAGGCUAUGGGUCGGCGAUGCUGGACAACUACCUGUUCAUUGUCGGGGGUUACCGGAUCACCAGCCAGGAGAUUUCGGCUGCCCAUUGUUACAACCCUUGCCUAAACGAAUGGAGUCAGCUGGCUUCAAUGAACCAGAAGAGGUCCAACUUUAAGCUUCUGGCUGUAAACGGAAAGCUCUAUGCCAUCGGUGGUCAAUCCCUUUCCAAUGUGGAGUGUUAUAAUCCAGAACACGACUGGUGGAAUUUCGUAGCAUCCAUGCCAAACCCUCUCGCAGAAUUCUCAGCUUGUGAGUGCAAGGGCAAGAUCUAUGUUAUCGGAGGAUACACGACACGAGACAGGAAUAUGAACAUUUUGCAGUACUGUCCCACUUCUGAUUCCUGGACUAACUUUGAACUGUGUGAUGUCCAUGUUCGCAAACAACAGAUGCUCUCUGUUGAAGAAACUAUAUACCUGGUAGGAGGUUGUAUUCAUGAACUUGGACCAAACCAAAAAUCCAGCCAAAGUGAGGACGUGUUAACUGUGCAGUCUUACAACAUUGCUACCAAAGAAUGGCUCUUCCUCAAAGAGAACACAUCAAAAUCAGGUCUUAACUUGACUUGCACUCUCCACAAUGAUGGAGUUUAUAUAAUGAGUAGGGAUAUUACAUUAUUUACAAGCUUGGAGCACCGGGUUUUUCUUAAGUAUAAUAUAUUUACGGACAGUUGGGAGUCACUAAGACGCUUUCCAGCCUUUGGACAAAACAUGCUAAUCUGUUCUAUGUAUUUGCCUGAUGUGCGAGAAGUGUAACUGCAUCAGGUUUUUCUUCUCGGGUCAUUAAUCAUUCUUGUAAGAAAUAUUGCUCCCUCUAAAUAACUCCAGUUUCAGAAUGUAAUGUGGUUGCAUAAUGUAGGCAUUAAACUAUAGAUUCUGUUCUUCAAAAUAUUGCAAAAUCAAGUAUCAAGAGAAAUGCUUCCAGAACCAUUUUUAAGGUUACAAUCUAAAAAUGUUAUUGUUUUGGAUUUAAAAGUCAGCAAGAAUUGUUUGCAAUCUAAAUAUAACGUUAUUGUGUUGGUAAUUGAUCAUGGACUUCCAAAAGCAAAACUGAUCAGUCUAGUUUUAUUCUCCAUGUUAAUAGACGGUUUAGAAGAUAAAUAAGGAGUAUGCAUGGUGAAAGUGAAAAUAGUUUAAUAGCGUAAAUAAUGAUACAUCUAAGAGAAACCACAAAGGGCAUGAAUUAUUCUAAGACACAGUUUUUACUCAAACGGUGUCCUGUUAAAUGCACAAUAUUUAAGAUUGUUUAUACUCUUAUAAUAUUAUAUAUCUCUUCUACAGGAACAGGUGAGAUUUUCAGAGAUGUCAGCAAUUGGGGUACCACUGAGAAACAUGAAAUUCUGCUGAAUUAUUUGUGAUGAAAUGCUUUGGCAGGGGUUGGGAAGAUUUGCCUGGAGGUUGAAGGUUGCUGGUUGGGUAUUAGCUGAUCCUUUAAUGGAAAUUGGUAGCAUUUAUUCCUGCCACUAGCGUAGAACUAAAAAGACUGUAAAAUCAGAUGGGAAGGUUUGCUGAUCUUCAGAAGGGUUUUGUGUUUUAGUUAGUUGUCCUGUUAGAGAAAAAAGGAAGCAGAUGUUGGCAACAAGAUGUGUGUUAGGAAACUAUGUGUGAACCACCACCGCGGCUGCAUAGGCAAGCUCUGCACCAAGCACAUCCAGCUUGAUAAUAGUCAUCUGGGACAAAACAGAAGACAGGAUCACUUAGUGUUUAAGGAACACAGCUGGGAUGCUGGUUCUACACCAGCAGUUUCUCCACGUGAGAAAGUAGAGAUUUAAUUCUCCCUAACAGGCUCUUAAUACACAUAGAUGCCUUUUUUAACCGGGGAUUCAGAAAUCUGAAUGUACAUGUUAGUGUUCAUUCUUUUGGAAACAUAAUGCCCUGAGCAGCUGCUGUAUUAUGACAACAGCAUAAGACCAAGCAAUGACACUUCUGCCAUGAAAAAGCAAGGUUACUUUCAUAAGAUUCUUAAGUGAUGUAUUUCUUAAAUGUUUAAUUUCAGAAGUGUCUUAGAGUAAAUGUUAGCAGUGUGCCUCUGUCUGAUGAUAAAUUAAUCCCAGUCACAUUGUGUUACUUGCUUCCGUUCAUUUCUUUUCAGUACCAGAUUCAGUACUCUGCAGUCAUCCAAAACUCACCUCAGACUGGUAUUGGUAGAGAGACUCUCAUCUGAGUUGCAGCCUUCCCUUGUGUAGCAAAUCAGCUGUGAAGAGCUGUCACUCACAGAUUUGCAGACUGAUAUAUCUAACCAAUUCCUUUAAACUCAGUAAUUUCUUAGUGCAGGUGGAAAUGCAAAAACUAUGACAUGGUGUUUUAGGUAUGAUCAUUCUUUUCACAAGAACCCCUUCCACACUGGGUUUAUGUAUGUGUUGGUUUCAGCUUCCUGUGAUCAAAUGACUGAUGUGAAAAUCUGGAGGAUGUGUGCAAAUGUAGAAGGGAAAGAUAGCUCAGACUGUAAAUAACAGGUGUGGUUUUGGGACCCUUACGUCAAUCAUCGGUACUGACACCUUCUACAAUCAGAGAUCAAAACAGUUGUUGAAUUCAGAGGUAGUACCAGGCUGUAGUAAUGCUAAGUUGACUGUAUUACAACAAGCUGAAAUAAAUAUUAAAUUAAAAAAAUA
Molecule: messenger RNA, 3419 nt
Organism: Struthio camelus australis
Lineage: Eukaryota; Metazoa; Chordata; Aves; Struthioniformes; Struthionidae
Gene: KLHL42
Product: kelch like family member 42
Molecular function (GO): protein binding
Source: RefSeq, a predicted model, not a curated record